UCAGAAUUUUAAACUUGGGCUUGCCCUCGCUAAAUAGAGCAACAACUGCAAUAAAAGAUGUGUUGAAUAAGAGUUAACAAUUUCAAGUUUGAAAUCAAUUACACCUGUAACAGUUUGAAAUCAAUUACACCGGAAACCAUAUAACGACUCAACUCCGUGAAUUGAUGCAGUGCCAAUACUUGGAAUAGAACUUUUUCAAGGGCGUUUCCAGCUGUUUCAUAGCCUACAUUUGCAUUUUCCCCGUCAAUAAAUAACAGCCAUUGAAGGUGAAGUUUAGUUGACAAGGUGUUAAAGCAGGAAGACAGAUCUAUGAUAAACAGUCACAAAACAGACUUUUGAAGAGAGAACACAUACUGAACCUUUCCUCCAGUGAAUGACCAAGUAAGAAACAGAGCUGCUAGAGAAUAUUAAUUGCAAAAUGGUUUCAACGGUGAUUCUAGCAACAAUAUUUGUGCUGAUGAUGAAUAUCAUUGUUUACGUGAGCACAGAAUCAAGUCUGUACAUCACAGCCGACAGAUGCUUGGCAAGUCAAAACAGAAUGUAUAGAGUUACGCUUCAAAUAUGCGAAAAAGGAUUCUGGAAGACGGCAGCUAAAAUACAUGAACGCUCACCGAAAGGUGAAAGUUGCCUCGAUAUUUUAAAAAAAGGUUUGAGCCGUGGAAGUGGAGAAUAUUUGAUUGCUCCAAAAGGACAGAGCGCAUUUAAAGUGUACUGUGAUAUGACGUCAUUCGGAGGUGGCUGGACUAUGUGUUAUAAAACUGAUAAUUUUGUCAAUUUAAAGAAUGAAUUGCAUACCACUCCAAGUCUUGGUUACCGGGCUGAUUGCAAUCAUAUACCAUUUAACAGUGUGAUGUUUGUCGAUGAAAAAUCAAAAGCAAAAGCAGCAUUUACCAGAGAUGUAUCAACGAAGAUAACAAUUAACGACAAUUAUGAUAAAAGAGCAAAUGCGUUUGGACAUUGGACUGCAAAAGGUGUCGCUUCAUCGUCAUACAAGUAUCAGCUACUGAUUUGCAAUACUUCAUUUUACAAAGGUCUAAUGGUCUCUGGUUACACAGGCUCGUGUUAUAAGAAGUGCGACCAUUGGUGUGGUGACACCAUAUCGCCAUAUUUCCGUUCUGCAAGCUCAUCAACACUUUUCACCGGAGUAGCAUUCGAUGAAAAUGGCCAUAAACCACUUGCAAAACGCUUGAUCAGUGUCGCAAUUCGUUGAAACUGUAUGACAAUUUACGUAUUAGUACAUAUAAUUCAUCACAAUUUAGUUAUAAUUUUGAUUGUUUUAGCUUUCUUACAGUCUUAGUAAAGAAAUAAAGGGAUUUUUUCAAUGCAAAA
Xenia sp. Carnegie-2017 is the source of this 1329-nucleotide messenger RNA. RefSeq lists its product as uncharacterized. Bases 419 to 1210 code for a protein of 263 amino acids. The transcript is spliced from 6 exons. NCBI's taxonomy places the organism in Eukaryota, Metazoa, Cnidaria, Anthozoa, Malacalcyonacea, Xeniidae. The record is from RefSeq and is a predicted model, not a curated record. Gene Ontology annotation, molecular function: oligosaccharide binding.